Messenger RNA from Ictalurus punctatus (channel catfish), 2622 nucleotides. Its product is annotated as ethanolamine-phosphate cytidylyltransferase. Bases 170 to 1372 code for a protein of 400 amino acids. Gene Ontology annotation, biological process: phosphatidylethanolamine biosynthetic process. NCBI's taxonomy places the organism in Eukaryota, Metazoa, Chordata, Actinopteri, Siluriformes, Ictaluridae. The record is from RefSeq and is a predicted model, not a curated record. The transcript is spliced from 13 exons. Gene Ontology annotation, molecular function: ethanolamine-phosphate cytidylyltransferase activity. Gene Ontology annotation, cellular component: cytoplasm.
CCCCGGCAAGAAGAGGAGGCGUUGCCCCGCGGUUUCAGAGCGUCACUACUGUAAAUGCCGAAAACCAGCACCGGCUAUCCUUCCAAGAGGACCUUAACACAGCCAUUAGAAAUAUCUGGCCGUUUCCUCGUCGGGAUAGAACGAAUAGAAAUUUCUAGCCGAUAAGACGAUGAUGAAAAACGGACACUAUCAGGUGAUCAAAGCGGGCGAGGAGGCGGAGGAGAACCCGGUGGCGGUCGCCUGCAGUCCCGAGAAGAGGAGACGGAUGGUGCGAGUGUGGUGUGACGGAUGCUAUGACAUGGUCCAUUAUGGACACUCAAACCAGCUGCGACAAGCAAAGGCUAUGGGGGAUUAUCUCAUGGUGGGAGUGCAUACUGAUGAAGAGAUAUCGAAGCACAAGGGCCCACCUGUCUUCACACAGGCUGAGAGGUACAAGAUGGUGUGUGCCAUCAAAUGGGUGGAUGACAUAGUGGAGGGUGCCCCCUAUGUUACCACUCUGGAGACUCUGGACAAGUACAACUGCGACUUCUGUGUACAUGGAGAUGACAUCACUCUGACAGUGGAUGGAAAAGACACAUAUGAAGAGGUUAAAAAGUCGGGCAGAUACAGAGAGUGUAAGAGGACUCAGGGUGUGUCCACCACAGAUCUGGUUGGCCGCAUGCUCCUGAUGACUAAAGCUCACCACAGCAACAUAGGAAGUUCAGAUUAUCAGCAACACACAGACAACUUUGGAAGGGGUCCAAAGGGUCACAGCCCCUGGACAGGGGUGUCUCAGUUUCUGCAGACAUCCCAAAAAAUCAUCCAGUUCGCCUCAGGGAAGGAGCCACAGCUGGGGGACACCAUUAUAUAUGUAGCUGGAGCCUUUGACCUUUUCCAUAUUGGCCAUGUGGAUUUUUUGGAGGCAGUACACAAGCUUUCAGACAAGCCAUAUGUUAUUGUCGGGUUACAUUUUGAUCAGGAGGUUAAUCGCUACAAAGGAAAGAAUUAUCCCAUCAUGAACAUCCAUGAGCGAACACUGAGUGUUCUGGCCUGUCGGUAUGUCUCAGAGGUGGUAAUUGGAGCUCCAUACACAGUUUCAAAGGAUUUGCUGGACCAUUUUAAGGUGGAUCUUGUUUGUCAUGGAAAGACUGAAGUGUUUCCAGACAGAGAUGGCUCAGACCCUUAUGCUGUACCUAGGAGAAAAGGUAUUCUACGGAUUGUGGAUAGUGGAAACACCCUCACCACCGAUGACAUUGUGCAGAGGAUAAUAAAAAACAGGCUGCUGUUUGAGGCCAGGAACCAGAAGAAGGAGGCGACGGAGAUGGCAGUGAUCCAGGCCAUGAAGCAGAGGGAGGAGGAAAAGGCUAAAGAGAGAUCUGAGGCUCUUCUGUAGAAAAGCUCAGUUUCAAGUGCGAACACUGGCUCAAAAAACCCCCAAACCCACAGUUCAACCUCCAACGUGUCCUUAUGCACUCUCCAUUACUCUGGAGUAGUUUGUGUACUGUGUGUGUGUGUGUGUGUGUGUGUGUGUGUGUGUACCACCAGCAGCUGUGACAAAACUAACUGUUAGCAUUACCAAAACCUUUGUAAACUGCUUGUUUUGUUAGGAGUGUUUCAGGAAAUGUGUGUGGCUGAAAAACCCCUCCUCUGUAACAGGUGUGUGUAAAGAAAAUACUUACAUGGAUCUUUUAGUGCAACUGGUAACCCCCUGCUAGUUAACAGGACAGAUAGGGGUUCCUCAAUGUUAAAACUGUACAAAAUGAUCUGAAAAUACAUGGUAUGAACACUAAACGAAGCCCUGUUAGAAGGGAUUCUUACUGUUUUAAGGUUUAUGACACGUUUUUUUAAAGGUGGCAUUCCUGCAUGAACAAUACAUGAAUUCUAGCAUUUUGGACAAUAUGGGUCCAGAUGGAUUCAUGGUAAUGAGACUGUCUUUUUAAUUGUAUGUGUACCUAUUCAGGUCUAGGAGAGAUGUGUGUGUGUGUGUGUGUGUGUGUGUGUGUGUUUGUGUGUGUGUGUGUGUGUGUGUGUGUGAGCAUGUACACGUGGACUUUUGUGACCCUUGCCAGUACUCAAGAUUUAGUGUUACAUCUUACUAUCUAGAUCUAUUGUCACACCACUUACAACACAUCUGUAAUCAUACUGUAAAUAUGUAUUUUAUGUAACAUGUACCUAAUAUAAUAGAUCUCUUUAUCUGUCUCAGAUUUAAAUAAGCUAAUCUGGCAGAAGUUUUUUCUGCAUGAAUCACUGUAACAAAUCUAAGAUUAUACGAAUACAGAAUUAAUGAUUGUUUAAUUCCAUCUCUAUUAAUAGCACAGACAUAAAUCAGAAGACAGAAGAUUGUGUCUCAGGACCUCUUUGUUGUCAAUUUUUACCCUGUUAUUCUUAUUUAAAUGCUUUACUUUUGCUUUUCCACACUUUGUCAGAAUAGGUGUAAUCUAAGACAUAAGAAUGCACAAAGAACUGUCCCAGGAUUUUCUUUUUGAAGACAUUUACAAUUAAUAAUUUAUUUAGAAGUGUGAGAAUGCUGUGGAUGAUGUAGCCCAUAAUAUUCUGCUAACUUGGGGCAUUUCCAAAACUAAUCUCAGGUGUCUCUAUGGAUACCCAAACCUUGCCCCCUGAAAUAAAUGAUUACUAUAUGUC